Messenger RNA from Syngnathoides biaculeatus (alligator pipefish), 2367 nucleotides. RefSeq names its product GIPC PDZ domain containing family, member 2 (gene gipc2). The record is from RefSeq and is a predicted model, not a curated record. NCBI's taxonomy places the organism in Eukaryota, Metazoa, Chordata, Actinopteri, Syngnathiformes, Syngnathidae. Bases 1 to 1359 code for a protein of 452 amino acids. The transcript has 7 exons. Gene Ontology annotation, molecular function: protein binding.
AUGGAUGGAUGGACUGUUUUCUGGAACUGUGGCGACUGCAGCAGUGAGGAAAAAGUGAUGCUUGUGGUUGUAACAGGUGUAACCAAUGAAGUGAUCGCAUGGGUGCACAGGUGUACCGGGGCCGCCGCCGCCGCCAGUGCGCUUGCGCCGGGGCGAGGCGCGCACAGAGAAGCUAUUGUUAGCCAGGCAGGCCGCAGGUUGCCUUUCUCACCACCGCACUUUAUCCCCGGGUACCUGUUGGUCGUUCGCCGCCGUCUAUUACCCGCAAAACUCGACGCUUCGGACUGGGCCGCUGCCAGGUUCAAAUGUUUUAGCGGUCUGACGGGCUACCCGAGACGCACAAAAAUGCCGCUGGCCCCGUGGAGGAAGAAGAACAAGUCGACCAGGGAGCACUUGGUGGACAACGAGGAGGUCGGCGGCGGGCACCACGCAGGUGCGGCGGGCUCGCUGCUCGCCUCCGGAGGCAACAAGUCCGCGGCGAACGGCGCCGGAGGACUUCCGCCGCCGCCCGCCAACCUGCGGCCCAAGCUGGUCUUCCACACGCAGCUCGCCCACGGCAGCCCCACGGGUAGAAUUGAAGGCUUCACUAACGUCAAGGAGCUGUACGCCAAGAUAGCAGACGCCUUCAAUAUCAGCCCACCGGAGAUCCUCUUUUGCACCCUCAACACGCACAAGAUCGACAUGGACAAAUUACUGGGCGGCCAGAUCGGCCUGGAGGACUUCAUCUUCGCCCACGUCCGGGGAAUCAAGAAGGAGGUGGAGGUGUUCAAGUCCGAAGAUGCGCUGGGCUUGACCAUCACCGACAACGGGGCGGGCUUCGCCUUCAUUAAGCGCAUCAAAGAGGGCAGCGUGGUUGACAAGGUGAAGGUGAUCUGCGUCGGUGACCACAUCGAGCGCAUCAACGGCCACAAUAUCGUGGGCACGCGCCACUACGAAGUGGCCCGCAUGCUCAAAGAGCUCCCCCGGAACGAGACGUUCACCCUCAAGCUAGUGGAGCCCAUGAAGGCCUUCGAAAUGCUGGAACCGAGGUCCAAGGGCGCCAAGCCCAGCGCCGACAACAAGAUCGGGAACGGCAAGGGAACUCUGAGACUUCGCUCCAAGGGCCCGGCAACGGUAGAGGACGAGCCGACAGAGUUUGAGGAAAAAGCAGUGAAAAAGGUGGACGACCUGCUGGAGAGCUACAUGGGCAUCAGAGACACUGAACUUGCGGCCACCAUGGUGGAGGUGGGCCGUGACAAGAAGAACCCAGAUGAGUUUGCCAUGGCGCUGGACGAGACGCUCGGCGAUUUCGCCUUCCCGGACGAGUUUGUCUUCGACGUGUGGGGCGCAAUCGGAGAUGCCAAGCAGGGAAGGUUCUAGGUCGACACUUGCCCUCCACCCACACUCCAGAGGAAAAAAAACAAAAGAAAUAUACAACCGAGUCCGGCUCGAUGUGCACAGGACACUCCUCCUGCCUGAACGCUAAACGUGGCUGUGUCAUUUUUGUAAUACUGCUUUUUUAGUUGUUGGUUUUUUUUUUUUUUUUUUAAAUGUAUACAUAUCAGGUGAUCAUGCUGAUUAUAUCAGCUGUAAUUUUAGAAAUUUCUUUCCAUGUUUUUUGUUUGAAAGGGGGCACAUGAUGGAAAGUGGACUUUUUAAUGACUUGAACAGAAAUGGUUGGGUCAAGUGUAUAAUUCAAGAACCAAGUCGAUCUUUUGUCAUCUUCCUGCUUCACAAAAUGUGUCGACUCAGCGGAUUUACACGACCCGGCCUCCACGCCGAUUUUUCUCCGUCCGUGACUCUGCAGCUAGGCUGGGUGAAGAUACGUCACGUUCAAGCAACGGCCAGAUCACACAAUGUCAAAGCCAGUUGCUGCAGUGUUGUUUGAAACGCACGUAAUCAUUUUAUUGGCUGAUAGCGUUAAUUGACCAGCCUGGUGAUGAAGUAGAGCUUCCGAGAGUGAAAGUGCACUGCAAACUUUUACUGACUGGUCACUUUUUGCUCUCCAUACUACAGCAAGGCCUAGAUGCAUACGCCUACAACUGCACCCUGUUGUCAUUUCGAGUGAAAUCCGAAAGCGUUGGCCCGAGAGUAGAGGAGGGCAGGAUGAGCAGUGGACAGCCUCCUCAAAACGGUGAUUUCAUUAGGGCAAAAGUCUGCUGUAACCGUGGCUCUUUGGGCUAUUUUGGCAAGGAUGUGUUAAUACAACACCAGAGUACUUUUUAUAAAUUGUGAAAAAAAAAAUAUUUUGAAUAGGUUACCACGUCAGAAGACCUUUUAAGUGGUAAGUCUACUAUUUUGACACAGAAAUUAAAUAAAAGGCACCUGUGAUAAGCUCUAAUCAAUACAUCGCUUUCAUUUAUUACCUGGACAUGUUUUUAGCUCAAG